AUGCUACAGUCUCCCUCAGAUGAUAGAAGCUCGAUGCUCCUGUCGCCAUCGGAUGAUAGACCCACGAUGCUUCUGUUGCCCUCAGAUGAUAGAACCACGAUGCUCUUGUCGCCAUCACAUGAUAGACCCACGAUGCUGCUGUCGCCCUCAGCUGAUAAACCCACGAUUCUCCUGUCGCCCUCAGAUGAUAGACCAACGAUGCUCCUUUCUCCCUCAAAUGAUAGAACCACGAUACUUCUGUCGCCCUCAGUUAAAAGAUCCACGAUUCUCCUGUUGCACUCAGAUGAUAGACCCACGAUGCUCCUAUCGUUAUCAGAUGAAAGACGCACGAUGCUCCUGUCGCCCUAA
Procambarus clarkii (red swamp crayfish) is the source of this 348-nucleotide messenger RNA. Lineage: Eukaryota; Metazoa; Arthropoda; Malacostraca; Decapoda; Cambaridae. The record is from RefSeq and is a predicted model, not a curated record.